Lithohypha guttulata is the source of this 501-nucleotide messenger RNA. RefSeq lists its product as uncharacterized. Bases 1 to 501 code for a protein of 166 amino acids. The transcript is spliced from 2 exons. NCBI's taxonomy places the organism in Eukaryota, Fungi, Ascomycota, Eurotiomycetes, Chaetothyriales, Trichomeriaceae. The record is from RefSeq and is a predicted model, not a curated record.
AUGGAUGUGGCGACUUAUUCGGGCUGGAGAGAUCUGGUAAAUGACACCAGCAGCAUGAGCGUGCACGGAAUCUUCUUUGACGAGACUCCUUCCGAAUAUACUCCAGCAAGCGCCGAAUACUUACAGAAGAUCAACAAGGCUGUAAAGACGGCUCCAGGCAUAGCUGCUGAGAAGUUUGUCAUUCACAAUCCUGGAACCAUCACUGAUCCACGCCUGCAGGACGACAGCACCGAUCUUACAGUAGUCUUCGAGAAUUCAUACGAUGAGUAUAAGAAGCAAGAGUCAGUCUUGAGUAGUCUACCAGAGGACAGAUCUCGUUACGCUUACCUCAUACAUUCCAUUUCCACUAUCAGUGGUCGCAAUUUGAAGAGAUUCGUCCAAAGUAUCAGCAAACACGCUGAGGCUCUGUUCUUGACAAGUCUUCAGGAGGAUUAUUAUGAAGCUUUUGGAUCGCAAUGGAAAGAGGUCGUGCAAGCUGUGGAUGACCUCAAUGGCUCUUGA